Molecule: messenger RNA, 10769 nt
Organism: Alosa sapidissima (American shad)
Lineage: Eukaryota; Metazoa; Chordata; Actinopteri; Clupeiformes; Clupeidae
Gene: tln2b
Product: talin 2b
Exons: 59
Coding region: 39-7721 (2560 amino acids)
Biological process (GO): cell-cell adhesion
Cellular component (GO): focal adhesion; cytoskeleton; ruffle
Molecular function (GO): integrin binding; actin filament binding; structural constituent of cytoskeleton
Source: RefSeq, a predicted model, not a curated record
GUGUGUAAGCGGGUGCUCCCAUUACACCAGUGGUCAAGAUGGUGGCCCUAUCGCUGAAGAUAUGCGUCCGGCAGUGCAAUGUAGUCAAGACUAUGCAGUUUGAGCCCUCCACGCCUGUUUAUGACGCCUGCCGAAUAAUCCGAGAAAGGGUCCCAGAGGCUCAGACUGGACAAGCCUCCGACUACGGCCUGUUCCUCUCAGACGAUGACCCGAGGAAAGGAAUCUGGUUGGAAUCGGGCCGAACACUGGAUUACUACAUGCUGCGGAAUGGGGAUGUGCUGGAGUACAAGAAGAAACAGAGGCCGCAGAAGAUCAAAAUGCUGGACGGUGCGGUGAAAACCAUCAUGGUGGACGACUCCAAGACUGUGGGAGAGCUGCUGGUCACUAUAUGCAGUAGAAUAGGAAUAACCAACUAUGAGGAGUACUCCCUGAUCCAGGAGCAGGUGGAGGAGAAGAAGGAGGAUGGCAUGGGCACGCUGAAGAAGGACCGCACGCUGCUGCGCGACGAGAGGAAGAUGGAGAAGCUCAAAGCCAAGCUGCACACAGACGACGACCUGAACUGGCUGGACCACAGCCGAACGUUCCGUGAGCAGGGCGUAGAGGAGAGCGAGACCCUGCUGCUGCGCAGGAAGUUCUUCUACUCGGACCAGAACGUGGACUCCAGAGACCCGGUCCAGCUCAAUCUGCUCUACGUCCAGGCCCGCGACGACAUCCUGAACGGCUCCCACCCCGUGUCCUUCGACAAGGCCUGCGAGUUCGCUGGGAUCCAGGCGCAGAUCCAGUUUGGGCCACACGUGGAGCACAAACACAAGCCUGGAUUCCUCGACCUGAAGGAGUUUCUGCCCAAGGAGUACAUCAAGCAGAGGGGCUCAGAGAAGAGGAUCUUUCAGGACCACAAGAGCUGUGGCGAGAUGACCGAGAUCGAGGCCAAAGUGAAGUACGUGAAACUGGCCCGAUCUCUACGGACGUAUGGAGUCUCGUUCUUUCUGGUGAAGGAAAAAAUGAAGAGCAAGAAUAAGCUGGUCCCGCGCUUGCUGGGUAUUACCAAAGAGUCAGUCAUGCGGGUGGACGAGAAGACCAAAGACGUGGUCCAGGAGUGGCCCCUCACCACUGUAAAGAGAUGGGCGGCCUCCCCCAAGAGCUUCACCUUGGACUUCGGGGGAGUAUCAGGAGAGUUAUUACUCGGUCCAGACUACAGAAGGCGAGCAGAUCUCCCAGCUGAUUGCCGGAUACAUCGACAUCAUCCUCAAAAAAGCAAAAGCAGAGUAAGGAUCGCUUCGGCUUGGACGGCGAUGAGGAGUCCACCAUGUUGGAAGAAUCGGUCUCCCCCAAAGAAGUCCACCAUCCUGCAGCAGCAGUUUAACCGGGUGGGGCGGGUGGAGCACGGCUCAGUGGCCCUGCCCGGCAUCAUGCGCUCGGGAUCCGUUGGAGGGCCCGACACCUUCAACAUGGGCACCAUGCCCUCUGCCCAGCAGCAGAUCACCACGGGCCAGAUGCACCGUGGGCACAUGCCCCCGCUGAGCCUGGCCCAGCAGGCCCUCAUGGGCACCAUCAACAGCAGCAUGCAGGCGGUGCAGCAGGCCCAGGCAGAUCUGGGGGAGGUGGACGACCUCCCACCUCUGGGGCAGGACAUGGCAUCCCGCGUUUGGGUCCAGAACAAAGUAGACGAGUCCAAGCAUGAGAUCCACUCUCAAGUCGACGCCAUCACCGCUGGAACCGCAUCUGUUGUCAAUCUCACGGCAGGUGACCCCACGGACACAGACUACACAGCCGUGGGCUGCGCAAUCACCACCAUAUCCUCCAACCUGACAGAGAUGUCCAAGGGGGUCAAGCUCCUGGCCGCCCUGAUGGACGACGAGGUGGGCAGCGGGCAGAACCUGAUGGGUGCUGCCAGGACUCUUGCCGGGGCCGUGUCGGACCUGCUCAAGGCCGUGGAGCCGGCCUCCGGAGAGCCCAGGCAGACCGUGUUGACGGCCGCAGGAAGCAUUGGCCAGGCCAGCGGAGACCUGCUGCGGCAGAUGGGAGAAGGGGAGACCGACGACCGAUUCCAGGAAGUGCUGAUGAACCUGGCCAAAGCGGUGGCCAACGCAGCUGCCAUGCUCGUGCUCAAGGCCAAGAAUGUGGCGCAGGUGGCCGAGGACCCCGUCCUGCAGAACCGUGUGAUUGCUGCGGCAACGCAGUGUGCCCUGUCCACUUCUCAACUGGUCGCCUGCACCAAGGUGGUCAGUCCCACCAUCAGCUCUCCGGUGUGCCAGGAGCAGCUGGUGGAGGCGGGCCGGCUGGUGGAGCGCUCGGUGGAGGGCUGUGUCAAGGCCUGCCACUCCGCCACAGACGAGGGUGACCUCCUCAAACAGGUGAGUGCGGCAGCGGGCACGGUGAGCCAGGCCCUCAGCGACCUCCUGCAGCAUGUGCGCCACUAUGCCAGCUGUGGCGAGCCCAUCGGACGCUACGACCAGGCCACAGACACCAUCAUGACGGUCACUGAGAGUAUCUUCACCUCCAUGGGCGACGCAGGUGAAAUGGUGCGUCAGGCUCGCGUCCUGGCCCAAGCCACCUCGGAUCUGGUGAACGCCAUGCGCUCAGACGCGGAGGCCGAGAUCGACGUGGACAAUUCAAAGAAGCUGCUGGCAGCCGCCAAGCUGCUAGCCGACGCCACGGCCAGGAUGGUGGAGGCAGCCAAGGGUGCUGCAGCAAACCCGGAGAAUGAGGACCAACAGCAGAGGUUGCGAGAGGCGGCUGAGGGCCUGAGAGUGGCCACCAACGCCGCUGCCCAGAACGCCAUCAAGAAGAAACUCGUCAACCGACUAGAAAACGCGGCUAAGCAGGCUGCAGCUGCGGCCACUCAGACCAUCGCAGCCUCCCAGAAUGCUGCAGCCUCCAACAAAAACACUGUCUCCCAUCAGCAGCUGGUGCUCAGCUGCAAGGCAGUAGCAGACCACAUCCCCCAGCUGGUUCAGGGCAUGAGGAGUAGCCAAGCUCAGCCAGAGGACUUGGGUGCCCAGCUCAGCCUCAUUAUCGCCAGCCAAAACUUCCUGCAGCCUGGCAGUAAAAUGGUGGCAUCGGCUAAGUCGGCGGUGCCCACAGUGACUGACCAGGCGGCCGCCAUGCAACUGGGCCAGUGUGCCAAGAACCUGGCCACCUGCUUGGCUGAGCUCCGCACCGCGGCACAGAAGGCGCAUGAAGCCUGCGGACCACUGGAGAUCGACUCGGCUCUCAACACCGUUCAGACGCUGAAGAACGAGCUGCAGGAUGCCAAGAAGUCCGCGAUGGAGGGACAGCUCAAGCCACUGCCUGGAGAAUCGCUGGAGAAGUGUGCCCAGGACCUCGGCAGCACGUCCAAAGCAGUCGGGUCCUCCAUGGCGCAGCUCCUGACCUGUGCUGCCCAGGGCAAUGAACACUACACAGGUGUGGCAGCCAGGGAGACGGCCCAGGCACUGAAGACUCUGGCCCAGGCAGCACGAGGGGUGGCGGCCUGCUCUGUGGAGCCCCAGUCCGCUGCUGCCAUGUUGGAUUCGGCCGGCCACGUCAUGGAGGGGUCGGCCAUGCUGAUCAACGAGGCCCAUGAGGCCCUGAUCUCCCCGGGAGACGCGGAGUCUCAGCAGAGACUGGCACAGGUUGCAAAGGCGGUUUCCCAUUCUCUUAAUAACUGUGUAAACUGCCUCCCUGGUCAGAAGGAUGUUGACAUGGCCCUCAGGAGUAUUGGAGAGGCCAGCAAGAAGCUGCAAGUAGACAAUCUCCCUCCAUGCUCCAAGUCCUUCCAGGAGGCACAGAGUGACCUGAACCACACGGCCGCCGAGCUCAACCACUCGGCUGGAGAGGUGGUCCACUCCUCCCGCGGCACCAGCAGACAGCUGUCGGAGGCUUCCGGAAAGUUCAGUGAGGACUUUGAUGAGUUCCUGGAUGCCGGCAUAGAGAUGGCCGGACAUACGCAGAGGAAAGACGACCAGAUCCAAGUCAUUAGCAAUCUGAAGAACAUCUCCAUGGCCUCCAGCAAGCUGCUGCUAGCUGCCAAGUCCCUCUCUGUGGACCCGGGAGCUGCCAACGCCAAGAACCUUCUCGCAGCUGCAGCCAGAGCGGUGACAGAGAGCAUCAACCAGCUCAUCACCUUGUGCACGCAGCAGGCGCCGGGCCAGAAGGAGUGUGACAACGCCCUGCGGGAGCUGGAGGCGGUGAGAGGCCUGCUAGACACUCCCAACGAACCGGUCAGCGAUCUCUCAUACUUCGACUGCAUCGAGAGCGUCAUGGAAAACUCCAAGGUCCUUGGGGAGUCCAUGGCGGGCAUCUCACAGAACUGCAAGACGGGAGACGUGCCGGCAUUUGGCGAGAGCGUUGGGGUGGCGUCCAAAGCCCUGUGUGGGCUGACUGAGGCAGCAGGACAGGCCUCCUAUCUGGUUGGAGUGUCCGACCCCAACAGCCACUCAGGCCACCAAGGGCUAGUGGACCCCAUCCAGUUUGCCAGAGCCAACCAGGCCAUUCAGAUGGCCUGUCAGAACCUGGUUGAUCCAGCCAGUAGCCCCUCUCAGGUCCUGUCUGCGGCCACAAUCGUAGCCAAGCACACAUCAGCCCUGUGCAACGCGUGUCGCCUGGCUUCCUCGAAGACAGCCAACCCUGUGGCCCGCAGGCAGUUCGUCCAGUCGGCCAAAGAGGUGGCCAACACCACCGCUAACCUGGUCAAAACCAUUAAGGCCUUGGACGGGGAUUUCUCCAACGAGAACCGUGAGCGGUGCCGCGUGGCUACUACCCCGCUCAUCGAGGCUGUGGAGAAUCUGUCCACGUUUGCGUCCAACCCCGAGUUCGCCAGCAUUCCUGCCCAGAUAAGCAAUGAGGGCUCAGCAGCUCAGGAGCCAAUCCUGCGCUCAGCUCGCUCCAUGCUGGACAGCUCCACGUGGCUGCUGGAGACGGCCCGCUCGCUCAUCCUCAACCCCAAGGACCCGCCCACCUGGUCGGUGCUGGCCGGACACUCCCGCACUGUGUCCGACUCCAUCAAAGGCCUCAUCACCGCCAUCAGGGACAAGGCUCCAGGGCAGAGGGAGUGUGACCACUCCAUUGACGGCAUCAACAAGUGCAUCAGGGACAUCGAGCAGGCGUCUCUGGCCGCUGUUGGCCAGAGCUUACCCAGCAGGGAUGACAUCUCUCUGGAGGCCCUGCAGGAGCAGCUGACGUCUGCCGUGCAGGAGAUUGGCCACCUCAUCGACCCCGUCUCUACGGCAGCCAGAGGAGAAGCCGCCCAGCUGGGCCACAAGGUGACCCAGCUGGCCAGCUAUUUUGAGCCCCUCAUCAUGGCAUCUGUCGGGCUGGCGUCGAAGCUGAUGGACCACCAGCAGCAGAUGAACAUCCUGGACCAGACCAAGACCCUGUCGGAGUCCGCCCUGCAGAUGCUCUACGCUGCCAAGGAGGGAGGGGGCAACCCCAAGGCGGCCCACACUCAUGACGCCAUUGCCGAGGCGGCCCAGCUGAUGAAGGAGGCGGUGGAUGACAUCAUGGUGACCCUGAACGACGCAGCCAGUGAAGGGGGCAUGGUGGGAGGGAUGGUGGAGUCCAUCGCCGAGGCCAUGGGCCGGUUGGAUGAAGGAACUCCCCCUGAGCCCGACGGCACGUUUGUGGACUACCAGACGACCAUGGUGAAAUACUCUAAAGGCAUCGCCAUCACCGCACAAGAGAUGAUGACCAAGUCGGUGACCUGUCCAGACGAGCUGGGUGGCCUGGCGUCUCAGGUGACGGUGGACUACAGCCAGCUCGCCCACCAGGGCCGCCUCGCUGCCGCCACUGCUGAGCCCGAGGAGGUGGGUGGUCAGAUUAAGUCGCGUGUCCAGGAGCUGGGUCACGGCUGUAUCUUCCUGGUCCAGAAGGCCGGGGCGCUGCAGAUCAGCCCCACGGACAGCUUCACCAAGAGGGAGCUGAUCGAGUGUGCCCGCACAGUCACCGAGAAGGUGUCUAUGGUCCUCUCUGCCCUUCAGGCUGGUAAUAAGGGUACGCAGGCCUGCAUCACAGCCGCCAGCUCUGUGUCUGGCAUCAUCGCAGACCUCGACACUACCAUCAUGUUCGCCUCAGCCGGAACGCUCAACUCUGAAAACGAGGAAUCCUUCGCUGACCAUAGGGAGAGCAUCCUGAAGACGGCCAAGGCCCUGGUGGAGGACACUAAGAUGCUGGUGGCAGGAGCGGCCUCCAGCCAAGAGAAGCUGGCCCAGGCCGCACAGUCGUCGGCCAAGACGAUCACCCAGCUCACCGAGGUGGUCAAGCUCGGGGCAACCAGCAUGGGCUCCGACGACCCAGAGACACAGGUCGUGCUCAUAAAUGCAGUGAGGGAUGUGGCCAAGGCACUGGCCGAGCUCAUCGGUGCCACCAAGUGUGCCGCAGGCAAGCCAGCUGAUGACCCCUCCAUGUACCAGUUGAAGAGCGCUGCCAAAGUGAUGGUGACAAAUGUGACGUCUCUGCUGAAGACGGUGAAGGCUGUCGAGGACGAAGCCACACGAGGGACCAGAGCCCUGGAGGCCACCAUCGAGUGCAUCAAACAAGAACUGACUGUCUUCCAGUCCAAGGACGUUCCGGAGAAGUCCACCACCCCCGAGGAGUUCAUCCGCAUGACCAAGGGCAUCACCACGGCGACGGCCAAGGCCGUUGCUGCGGGCAACUCGGCCCAGCAGGAGGAUGUGAUUGCCACUGCCAACCUGAGCCGUAAAGCCAUCGCCGACAUGCUGACCACCUGCAAGCAAGCUGCAUAUCACCCAGAGGUGAGCGAGGAUGUAAGGAACAAGGCUCUGCUCUAUGGUAUUGAGUGCACUACAGGAUACGUGGACCUGCUGGAGCAUGUCCUCCUGGUCCUGCAGAAGCCCACGGCCGAGCAGAAGCAGCAGUUGGCUGUGUUCUCUAAGCGAGUGGCCGGCUCUGUCACAGAACUCAUUCAGACCGCAGAAGCCAUGAAAGACGGGGCCCCGUCCUAUAGGAGUUCAUGGUGGAGGAGUAUGCAAGGAACCGAGUGGGUGGACCCCGAAGACCCCACCGUCAUCGCCGAGACCGAGCUGUUGGGCGCAGCGGCAUCCAUCGAAGCUGCCGCCAAGAAGCUGGAGCAGCUGAAGCCGAGAGCCAAACCGAAGCAAGCAGAUGAGUCUCUGGAUUUUGAGGAGCAGAUAUUGGAGGCAGCUAAAUCCAUUGCCGCGGCAACAAGCGCCCUGGUGAAAUCUGCCUCUGCUGCUCAGAGGGAGCUGGUGGCACAGGGCAAGGUGGGCUCCAUCCUUGGCAAUGCUGUUGAUGAUGGCCAGUGGUCCCAGGGUCUCAUAUCAGCCGCUCGAAUGGUAGCGGCGGCCACCAGUAACCUGUGCGAGGCAGCGAACGCGUCGGUGCAGGGCCAUGCCAGCGAGGAGAAGCUCAUCUCCUCCGCCAAGCAGGUGGCCGCCUCCACCGCCCAGCUCCUGGUGGCUUGCAAGGUCAAGGCUGACCAGGACUCAGAGGCCAUGAGGAGAUUACAGGCUGCUGGGAAUGCAGUGAAGCGAGCGUCUGACAACCUGGUGAAGGCAGCCCAGAAGGCAGCCUUCGACAAACCCGAUGACGACAACGUGGUGGUCAAGACCAAAUUCGUGGGUGGCAUAGCCCAGAUCAUCGCGGCGCAGGAGGAGAUGCUGCGUAAGGAGCGUGAGCUGGAGGAGGCCCGUAAAAAGCUGGCCCAGAUCCGCCAGCAGCAGUACAAGUUCCUGCCCAGCGAGCUGCGCGAGGACGAGAGCUGAGCGCCGUCUGCCCACGCGCACCCACUCCCACGCGCCAGGACUAGGCCAUCAGUCUGUCCAGUCAGGAGGAGCCCACUGUAAUCAUCAACCAUCAGCUGAAAGAGGGGGGAGGGAGGGGGAGGCUGUCACUGGUUGGUUGGCUGGCUGCUUGCUCGUUUUUUUUGGCCAGGGGCAGAGUUUAUGACUCGUUGGUUUCUUCUCUCAACGAAGGGGGUGGGGCUACUACCUAUAACUACUUGUGGGGAGGGAGUAAUCGGUGAUUGAGGUCGGGGUUUGAUGCAAACUAGUCCACAUUUCUCUAGCGUACUUGCUGGAAGCCUUGAUGAGUGGCUGUGUGCUCGGUUAAGUGUGUGUGUGUGUGUGUGUGUGAGGGUGUUUGAGUCUUGGUCACCUGUGUGUGUGUGUGUGUGUGUCGGUUACGUGUGCCUGAGUAAGAGUCUUUCAGUGAAAAUAGAAUCAAGGACCAUCUGAAUAUAGGUAUAUACAGUGUUUGGUCUAAUGUUACGACAUCAUGCCGUUUAGGCCUCAGUUGACGUCUAUUGAUUUUAAAAAUGUAAAGGCCUCGUAUUUUAUAAGUAUACACUUACGCAAUAAAUGCUAUAAUGUAUCCUUGUGUUUUAUGAUACAACAUAUUAAUGGUCAGAGUAAACCCUGUGGAUGAAGUGAGUUUUAGUCUUGUGUGAGCCAUUGCAAUAGGAUGUCUUUCUUACUUCAAAACUGGCUUAAAGCACUAAUAUAUUACCAUAGGAAUGCCACACAGAAGUUCUCUCAGAACAUUCCCCCUGUUUACAGUGCAUGGUUGUAGCGCUCUCUCUCUGCCGCGUCCUCACUGGGUUAGCAAGCAGUAUUAAAACCACACAUAUCAUUAUGGUUUAAUACCCAAUCAGAAGGCUGCUUGUAAAGCCAUAGGCUAGUAUGUCAUAGGAUGUACACUAUCAUGUUUUAGUAUAAAGAGAGGAAGUCGCUACCGACUUUUUUUGUUGUUGUUGUUGUUUGUUUCUGUGCAGCGAAACAUUUGGGGUCAGUUAGUUUCAGAGCAGCCACAGCAGACAGAAUGAAUAGCAGACUAUUUACAGUGUUGUCGGUUCUGUGGAGUCGAGGUGUCAGUCGGAGUGUCUCUGCUAAGUUUCCGAGCAGGCCUUUUCCUCUGGAGCCGCCCGCACACGGCUCGGGUCUCUGUAACAGCAGUCAGGUGUGCUACAAACUUGGGUCGGAUCUUCUGCUCAAACUGUCCGAGCUGUCAGGCCAAUAUUCACCCUGUCUUCCUUUUCUCCCCCCCCCCCCCCCCCCCCCCCCACACACACAGACAGACAGACAGACAGACAGACAGACACACACACACACACACACAGUAGUGCACACAUCCAUGUACUCUCAUUGCCCCACACAUGGCCGUAAAUCCUCACAGCACAGUGGUGCAGUAGUCUGUAUAAGGGGGCCCUGUGUUUACAUUCCCUUUUGAUGUUUGUUCUCUCCCAACUCUCUGUUUUAAUUGUGCUCUCAUUGACAGUAACCAGAUGCUGGUCAGGAACUCAGCCCCCACGAGUCAAAUGUCUUUGUCUACACACAGGCUUGCGCACACACACACACACGCACACACAUCUAUAGUGUAGCGGGGUCAAUACAAUACAAUACACAAUGCGGUAGACAGGUUGGGUCUGAUUACGACAAAACAGUCACGUGUUGUGCUAUUAAAGAGACUGAUUGUGUAGCUUUUUAAGAAGACAAAGCAUUGCAUAUCCUCUCGUCAAAGACCCUUAUUUUAUGACAAAAAGAACAUUUAUGAUUGUACAUUGCAUGGCAUUUAGGAGAAACUUAAGUCGUGAGACAAAAAAAGCACUUGUAGCUCUUCAGCAUGCAUUAAUCCAGAUGGCUUGGGAGCCUGGAGCGUUAUUAGCAGGAUCCGUGCCAGAUGUGAGCCUGAACGGCCCCGGACUCGCCGGCUGGUAUCUGGCAGGAGUAGCUGUUAAUUGGCUGCAUUGUGAGCAGCUGGUGAUGCGCUCCGUGUCUGCGCCCGCUUAUCUCCCUCCUGCUGUCUCUGUUCUGCAUCCUCAACAAUCCCACAUAGGAAUGCUCGCUUUUGAGUUUGUUAGCGUUAGUCUUUUGUUCUCCACGUACUCUUUUCACACUCAGAUCUACACACACACACACACACACACACACAGAAAUAGAGGCGCACACACAUAUACACACAAAACAAUUUCUCCCUCAGAAUCUGGACUGCCUAGUCUAAUAGUGCCUUAUUCUGUCUGUCUGGUAAUAGGAAAUACAGCGGAUCUAGUACUGACCUGAUAAUGGCAGUUGGGCCCAGCCAGGUCCCUGUUCUAAACCCCGGGGUCUACGCCAAUGUCUCUCUCUCAGCUUUCAGCAUUGUCGGCCCCUUGUCAAGUCGUUUUGGGCCUUGUCAGCCAUUAUGAAUCCGUAUGGCCCAAUACAAAGCCGUGGCAGUCUUUCUGACUGUCUGUAGUCACUGAAAGACAUGCUGUCGAGUUACAAAUAAAAAGUAAUAAGAUGCUAUCAAGUAUGUAUACUAAUAUGAUCAGUAAUAAGGAGUCAUAAGUACUGUGCAUUCCAUAAGCAUGUACCAUGAUGCUUCUGAAGUCAUGACGCAAAAUCUUCUACCUUCGGAGUACAUCUUCUACCUUCUUUUUAUUCAGAGUUCAUGUAGCAGUGUCACAGUCGUCACACUACUCACAAGACUCUGUAAUAACUCCUGUUCUUCUGAUGUCUGUCGUGGGAAAACCACUACUAAUGAAGUUUUUUUUCUUUGAUUGUUUUUAUUUUAUUUGAAACAAUAAAUGUAAUGAAGAUAUUGAAACGUGUGGUUACAAAUGUGGUGUGUCUUACCGCAGCAGAAAAUAAAAAAAAGGAAAAACUAGCGCCUUCAUUUCAAUAGAGUUUAGGGCUUUCUUAACCCACUGAGAUAGUGACAAUGAUGACAUUAUGAACAUGAAAAAUGAUGCUGUAUGUAUAAUAUUUAUCUGGUCACAAAAGUAUUUUUUGUAUUCCCUGAAAAAAAAAAUAAUAAUAAAAAAGAAUUUCAAACUA